Messenger RNA from Cylicocyclus nassatus, 1804 nucleotides. The record is from the annotation of a GenBank genome assembly. NCBI's taxonomy places the organism in Eukaryota, Metazoa, Nematoda, Chromadorea, Rhabditida, Strongylidae.
CCCAACUACCCGCCACAGCUUCAUACACACUUCUCUUAACUUCUGUUUAUCAUGAGCUGGAAGCAUGUGCGAUGCCUGGUCACUGGACUCUCGCAUCGCAAUCAUUCCUACUACAGCACGAGCUCUGGUGUGAUCAAAUCUGAUUAUCCCCCAGUGCCUAUUCCAAGGUUGUCCUUCCCAGCAAGUGUGCUUGCAGCAAUAAAUGAACACUCUCUUGAAAAUAGAACGGCUUUCAUCUGUCCUGAGAUUGACAAGGAAGUGAAAUACAAGACAAUCUCUGAUUCGACCUUUGCAUUUGCUACAUUUCUCAGCAAGAACAAUUUCCAUGAGAAGGAUGUUGCAUCGUCAGUAUUGCCAAAUCAUCCCGAUUUUCCUUCGAUGUUUUUGGGGGUGACAUUGAAUGGUGGAAUUAUGACUUCUCUCAGCCCGCUUUCCACUGAAUAUGAACUACAACGUCAUUUUACGGACUCUACAGCAAAACUAGUGAUCACCAACCAGCAGGCUUUGAACAAGGUAUUGAAAGCCGUGCAGCAGUGUGGUAACAUCAAGACAAUAAUCUGCUUGGACGACGGAUCAUCCACUUCGCUUCCUUCUGGAAUACAAAGCUGGAACAACGUGCUGGAAACAGCUCCCGAAUAUAAUAUUAGACUUCCAACAGUUGACUUUGAACGCGACGUAGUCUACAUGCCAUACUCAAGUGGUACGACUGGAGAUCCAAAAGGAGUUCUACUGACACACAAGAAUUACAUCGCUAUGACCAAUAUUUUCAGAGGGUAUGACAACUUCUUCUUGACGGGAGCGUUGAACCCUCCCCAUGAUAAAGUAAAUGAGAAGCAAAUACUGUUAAUCCCGUUCUAUCAUUGUUUUGGCUUCUGUAUGAUGAUGAUGUCAAUCUUGAACGGCUGCACCGCAGUGCUGUUGUCGCAUUUUGAGCCAGACACAUUUUGCUCAGCGAUUCAAAAUCAUCGGGUGCGAUGGAUCAUUACAGCUCCACCUAUACUGGAUUUCCUUGCGAGGAGCCCGAUUUGUGCGAACUACGACCUCUCCAGCCUUGAAGCGUUACUUGUCGGAGCAGCGCCUACACCCAGACAUAUUUGCGAGGAACUCCUUCAGAAGUAUGAAAACCUUAAGUUCGUACAACAAGGGUAUGGUAUGUCCGAAUUAUGCUUGUCGUCACAUAUAGCAGAUUUGCUCAAUGGUCAGCCUCCUGGAAGUGUUGGGAAAGUCCUGCCGAAUUUGGAAGCGAAGAUUGUAGAUCCGGACACUGGUGACAUAAAGGGGCGUGGUGAAGUAGGAGAGAUUUGCAUUCGUGGUCCCACUGUUAUGCUUGGAUACCAUCACAGACCGGAAAUGACGCAGCACUGUAUCAGGGAUGGUUGGAUGCAUACCGGUGACAUUGGCUAUGUCGAUGACAAAGGGUACUUAUUCAUUGUAGAUCGCAUGAAAGAGCUUAUCAAAGUCAAGGGGUUCCAGGUGCCACCCGCUGAAUUAGAGCUAAUUCUGUGCGAGCAUCCAGCGAUAAGCGAAGCAGUUGUGGUUGGUAUUCCACAUGAGAGGAAGGGUGAAGUACCAAAGGCUUACGUGGUUCGACAAUCACCCAACCUUUCCGAAGAUGAAGUGAAAGCUUACGUUGCCGAAAGACUGUCUCCUCACAAGCACUUGGUCGGCGGCGUAGAAUUCGUAGAAGAAAUUCCGAAGAACUUAUUGGGAAAACCUAUGAGACGCGUUUUACGAGACCGAAACAAAAACUCAUAGGGCAGUUGUCACAAAAUUUGACGGUCGUUCUAAAAAUUUCAUUUCGAAU